Molecule: messenger RNA, 3467 nt
Organism: Bombina bombina (fire-bellied toad)
Lineage: Eukaryota; Metazoa; Chordata; Amphibia; Anura; Bombinatoridae
Gene: DLG4
Product: discs large MAGUK scaffold protein 4
Exons: 21
Coding region: 41-2299 (752 amino acids)
Biological process (GO): postsynaptic neurotransmitter receptor diffusion trapping; AMPA glutamate receptor clustering; chemical synaptic transmission
Cellular component (GO): neuromuscular junction; postsynaptic density membrane; neuron projection
Molecular function (GO): kinase binding
Source: RefSeq, a predicted model, not a curated record
UUUUGGAUGUGGUUAAGCGGUGGAGGUGACAGCCGGUACCAUGGAUUGUCUGUGUAUUGUCACCACUAAGAAAUAUCGUUAUCAAGAUGAUGACUCUCCACCUCUUGAACACAGUCCUGCUCAUCUCGCCAACCCUAUGAAAGCCCCAGAAUUAGUCCACGUAUCGGAGAAAAACCUAUCACAGAUUGAGAAUGUGCAUGGCUAUGUUUCCCACUCCCACAUCUCCCCAAUGAAGGCCAGCUCUCCUCCUGUGAUUGUAAAUACAGAUACAUUGGAAGCACCUGCCUAUGUAAACGGCACCGAAGCAGAAAUGGAAUAUGAGGAAAUUACAUUGGAAAGAGGAAACUCAGGUCUGGGUUUUAGUAUUGCCGGUGGCACAGAUAAUCCUCAUGUAGGAGAUGACCCCAGUAUUUUCAUCACCAAGAUCAUCCCAGGAGGAGCAGCCGCUCAAGAUGGGAGGCUAAGGGUGAAUGACAGUAUUCUCUUUGUGAACGAGGUGGAUGUGCGUGAAGUUACCCACAGUACUGCGGUGGAAGCUCUGAAAGAUGCUGGAUCAAUUGUUCGUCUCUAUGUUAUGCGCAGGAAACCAGCAUCAGAAAAAAUCCUAGAGAUCAAACUUAUUAAAGGGCCAAAAGGUCUUGGAUUCAGUAUUGCAGGAGGAGUUGGAAACCAGCAUAUUCCUGGUGAUAACAGCAUUUACGUCACAAAGAUCAUUGAAGGCGGAGCUGCCCACAAAGACAUGCGUCUACAAAUAGGGGACAAGAUUCUUGCGGUUAAUCAUGUCAGCUUGGAAGAUGUCAUGCAUGAGGAUGCUGUAGCUGCUCUGAAAAACACAUCAGACAUUGUUUACUUGAAAGUAGCAAAGCCAACCAAUGUAUAUCUAAAUGAUUCCUACGCCCCUCCAGAUAUUACUACAUCCUACUCACAGCAGUUGGAUAGUGACUUAUGUCACCCUAGUUAUCUGGGCCCUGAAUAUGCACCAGUGAUGACACCAACCUCUCCUCGCAGAUACUCGCCCAUUCCUAAGGAACUCAUGGGGGAGGAGGAAGUACCCAGGGAACCGCGCAGGAUUGUUAUACACAGAGGCUCUACUGGUUUAGGAUUUAACAUUGUAGGAGGAGAGGAUGGAGAAGGCAUCUUUAUCUCAUUCAUUCUCGCUGGAGGACCUGCAGACCUUAGUGGAGCCUUGAGGAAGGGAGAUCAGAUCAUGUCUGUGAAUGGUGUAGAUUUGAGGAAUGCAACACAUGAACAAGCAGCUUUGGCUCUAAAAAACGCUGGUCAGACUGUCACAAUUAUUGCACAGUACAAGCCAGAGGAAUACAGCAGGUUUGAAGCCAAAAUUCAUGAUUUGCGAGAGCAGCUGAUGAACAGCAGUUUGGGCUCUGGGAGUGCUUCUCUACACAAUAACAAUGGUGGAAAGAGGGGAUUCUACAUCCGGGCACUUUUUGACUAUGAUAAGACACGGGACUGUGGGUUUCUCAGCCAAGCUCUGAGCUUUAAAUUUGGGGAUGUCCUUCAUGUCAUUGAUGCCUCUGAUGAAGAAUGGUGGCAGGCUAGACGUGUUCAGCCAGAGGGAGAAGAAAUUGGUUUCAUCCCCAGCAAGAGAAGGGUUGAAAGACGAGAGUGGUCACGGUUGAAGGAUCGAGGCAGCACAGCAGGGUCUCAGAGUCGGGAGGAAGUAGUGCUGAGCUAUGAGAAUGUUGUACAUAUGGAAGUGCACUACGCUCGUCCUAUUAUAAUUCUGGGUCCUGGGAAAGACAGGGUUAAUGAUGAUCUUCUAUCAGAAUUUCCUGACAAGUUUGGUUCCUGUGUCCCUCAUACAACUCGCCCAAAAAGAGACUAUGAGGUGGACGGACGAGAUUAUCAUUUUGUGUCAUCUCGGGAGAAGAUGGAAAAGGAUAUUCAAGGCCAUAAAUUUAUUGAAGCUGGACAAUAUAACGGGCAUCUGUACGGGACCAGCGUUCAGAGCGUAAGGGAGGUUGCAGAGCAGGGGAAGCACUGCAUUCUCGAUGUAUCCGCCAACGCUGUUAGACGCCUACAAGCUGCACAUCUCCAACCUAUUGCCAUUUUUAUAAGGCCCAAGUCUCUAGAGAACAUCCUAGAAAUUAACAAGCGCCUAACAGAGGAACAGGCCAGAAAAACCUAUGAGAGAGCAACCAAACUUGAACAAGAUUUUACAGAAUGCUUUUCAGCGGUGGUUGAAGGAGACAGCUUUGAAGAGGUCUAUCAUAAAAUAAAAGGAAUUAUUGAGGAUCUCUCAGGGCCCUAUAUCUGGGUUCCUUCCCGUGAGAGACUUUAAAACCUGCUUCCUCUCCAUUCAUCCCCAUUACCAACGGAGCGCCCCAUCCCCCGGAGCCAUGUACUUCUUCGGGCAAUAAGGCACUCUGGAUAUCCGGCCCCUGCACCUCGCCCCCCUUCUUGGGGUGCCUUAUUACUUAUUAAAGGGGCUGAGGAAUUCUCUCCAUACACUUUACAGCAAGAGACUGAAAGGAUUGUUCUUUUGUGUGUGUCCAUGUGUGUAGGAAGGGAAGUGUUUUUUUUAGAGUUUUAUAUAUAUAUAAAUAUAUAUAUAUAUAUAUAUAUAUAUAUAUAUAUAGAUUGCUAAAUAUGCACCAACAAAUAUAUAUAUAAAUAUAUUACUAUACACAGUAUAUGUCGACAUAUACAAGGUAUAUAUUAUAUACAUAUUUAUGGACACACACAAUACAUACAUGCCAGAAUCCUGCUGUUUCAUUCUUUCCCAGCUCUUCGGGAGAGUAGUUUCCUCGUGGCCCCGCCCCUGCAGUGUGAAGUGGGUGUGGCUUCCCUUGGCCCCACCCUUUGCAGCGGGUGGGGUCUGAUGUAAAAAGAGACUCUUAGUCCUGGUUUUUUAUCUCUCUGUCUGCGUUUAUCUUGUGCAUGCGUCUUAUACAGGAAGGGGGGCUGGGACUGAUGGACAUACACCCCAUUAUCCCCCCUGUCCCGUGCACACACAUCCAAGAGAAGGUGGCAGAAUGGACAAGAAAUACCCCAGUGGGGGCAGAAGAUUUAUGGAUGUUUUUCUAGCUUCUCUCUCCCUUCUCCCCUCUCUUAUGAAAGACUAAACCUGCCAACAAAAAAAUACUUGGAUGGGUGAAUGAACAUCUACUCUUUGACUGCCAAGCGAGGGGUGUAAGGAAUGUUUAACGAAAGUCUGUGUCAGGCUUUACAUAAUGAAUAAUUAAAGAGCAAGGUUUUGAUGAUUUGUGAUAGGAAAGAGAUUAAAUGAAUAGUGCGUGGCAUUGCUCUGGCAAGAGAUGUAUUAAAGGAAACAUUCUUUAUAGUGCUGUGGGCGGGUGAGAGACAAAGAAAGACAUAUUUCACAGAGCUCAGGUAGGAAAGUGGUUAAGCUUAGGAAGGUGAAGGGUCAAGUGAGUGCUGUGGAUAUACAGUACAGUAAUACAAAAAUAAAACUAUUUUAUGUGGAUAAAUAAAAUGUUAUAUAUUUA